GCCUCUGUGCUGUGUCGGGCGGGCGGGGGAGGAAUGCGCUCAGCCCGGCCCAGCCCGGCAUGUAUAUAAGGGGCAGCGGGAGGAAGCGGCUGCAGACAGUCAGCGCCGGAGCCAGUCAGGAGUAGUCAGAAUGCGGGAGAUCGUCCACAUCCAGGCCGGACAAUGCGGCAACCAGAUCGGCAGCAAGUUCUGGGAGGUGAUUAGUGACGAGCAUGGCAUUGACCCUGUGGGAAACUACAUUGGAGACUCGUACCUACAGCUGCAGAGGAUCAAUGUGUACUACAACGAGGCGAUGUCCCAGAGGUACGUGCCCAGAGCCAUCCUACUGGACCUGGAGCCCGGGACAAUGGACAGUGUUCGUUCGGGGAACCUGGGACAACUCUUCAAACCGGAUAACUUCAUAUUUGGACAAACAGGUGCGGGGAACAACUGGGCCAAGGGACACUACACGGAAGGGGCUGAGCUUGUGGACUCGGUGAUGGACGUGGUGAGGAAGGAAUGUGAGAACUGUGACUGUCUACAGGGGUUUCAGCUCACCCACUCCCUGGGAGGAGGCACGGGGUCGGGAAUGGGGACUCUGCUGAUAAGCAAGAUACGCGAGGAGUACCCGGACAGGAUCAUGAACACCUUCAGCGUCAUGCCAUCCCCUAAAGUGUCGGAUACGGUGGUGGAGCCAUACAACGCCACCUUGUCCGUCAACCAGCUGGUGGAGAACACGGACGAGACCUACUGCAUCGACAACGAGGCCCUCUACGACAUUUGCUUCCGCACCCUGAAGCUGACCACACCCACCUACGGGGAUUUGAACCACCUCGUCUCGUGCACCAUGAGUGGCGUGACCACUUCCUUGAGGUUCCCCGGGCAGCUCAAUGCAGACCUGAGGAAGCUGGCGGUCAACAUGGUGCCCUUCCCGAGACUGCACUUCUUCAUGCCUGGCUUCGCCCCGCUCACGGCCCGGGGCAGUCAACAGUACCGCACCCUUUCCGUCUCUGAGCUCACCCAGCAGAUGUUCGACGCCAAGAACAUGAUGGCCGCCUGUGACCCUCGCCAUGGCCGCUACCUGACCGUGGCCACCAUCUUCCGCGGGGCCAUGUCCAUGAAGGAGAUCGACGAGCAGAUGCUGGCCAUCCAGAACAAGAACAGCAGCUACUUCGUGGAGUGGAUCCCCAACAACGUGAAGGUGGCCGUCUGCGACAUCCCGCCCCGCGGACUCAAAAUGUCCUCCACCUUCAUCGGCAACAGCACCGCCAUCCAGGAACUGUUCAAGCGGAUAUCGGAGCAGUUCGCAGCCAUGUUCCGCAGGAAGGCCUUCCUGCACUGGUUCACCGGGGAAGGGAUGGAUGAAAUGGAAUUCACCGAGGCGGAGAGCAACAUGAAUGACCUGGUAUCCGAGUACCAGCAGUACCAAGACGCUACAACGGACGAGAACGAAUACUUUGAGGAGAACGAGGAGGAACAAGACGAGACUCAAUUAAGCAACUGAAGAGUCUCUACCCAAAACGUCACCUAUCCAUUCUCUCCAGAGAUGCUGCCUGACCCACUGAAUUAUCUUUGAUGAACACUUGACUCUAUCUGCCAUUGUCAAUGUCCACGAGUGUUCUCUGGACUAUGAGAAACUAAUCCCAUUGUGUUGUUUAUCCUCCAUCAUCUGCUGGAAGUGCCUUUGCUGUAAUUCCUAAGUGCAUGAAAGUGAAAAGUCCAAUCAUCGAAAUAAUUUACAGUUCAAUAAAACUGGCACAAAAAGGACAAAGUGCUGGAGUAACUCAGCUGAUCAGUCAGAGGACAUGCAUAUCCCUGUUCUCCAGAGAUGCUACAUCACCCACUGCGUUACCCCAGCACUUUGUGUCGUUUUGUGUAUUAACCAGCAUCUGCAGUUCUGUUUCUACAUUCAAUAAAAUGUAAUUGGCUUUAUUAUCUA
Messenger RNA from Amblyraja radiata (thorny skate), 1918 nucleotides. RefSeq names its product tubulin, beta 5 (gene tubb5). Gene Ontology annotation, cellular component: microtubule. Lineage: Eukaryota; Metazoa; Chordata; Chondrichthyes; Rajiformes; Rajidae. The transcript has 4 exons. Gene Ontology annotation, biological process: microtubule-based process. Gene Ontology annotation, molecular function: structural constituent of cytoskeleton; GTPase activity; GTP binding. Bases 131 to 1483 code for a protein of 450 amino acids. The record is from RefSeq and is a predicted model, not a curated record.